This is a messenger RNA of Paramecium octaurelia, 1378 nucleotides long. NCBI's taxonomy places the organism in Eukaryota, Ciliophora, Oligohymenophorea, Peniculida, Parameciidae. The record is from the annotation of a GenBank genome assembly.
AUGAAUUUAGAUUUUAUAUGUUUGAGAAAGCAUUUAUUCAAAGAUUCUAUAUAUCAAAUAGAUAUCCAAAAUGAAUAACUUAGGUUAAUUGAUGCUGUAUUAAAUAAUCCUAGAUAAUUUAGACUUCGGGGAAACCUAAAUAUAUUAUCAAACUAGAUUGGUCGGUUGAAAUUACUUGGAAUUUAACAGGUCAAGAGCAAGCUUUUGGAUUGAAAGCGAAUCAGAAGUUUAAAUGGUUUCAUGCAAAGCCUCAAGUCAUUUUAAAUUUGAAGAAGUAACUACAAAAACAUGUGACAUCGACCGAUUUUAAUCUGUUCUACACUUUAACUACUCAUUAAUCUAAAGAAUAAAAUAAUGAAUUCGAAGUUCUGAAAAAGAAUGAUAACACUGCCAAUUUAAUAGCCAGAUGUGUUUAGAAGGAUUAGGUGGAUGAUCAAAAUAUCAUCUAUAGGGAACUUAAUAUUCUCAAACUCUUAAACCAUUAAGGACUCCCUAAUUUCGAAGAAUUCUAUUGCACCUAAGGAAUGUACUAUAUCAUUAUGGAAAAAAUGUAUGGAGAAAAGUUAAGUACUAUAAUUAACACUUCCAAACUAUAAUUCAACUUUCGAUUAAUUUAAUCAAUAAUUGUGGAAUGCUUGCAGAUAUUGCAAUAUCUGGAAUCAAUCAAUGUUAUGCAUAGAGACAUCUCACCAGAAAAUAUACUUUAUGAGUAAUAAAACAAGAAAAAAGUUGUUAAAUUAAUUAAUUUCAGUAACUCAGCAAAGGUCGGAACUGAACCCCAGAAAUGCGGUACUCCAGGUUAUAUAGCUCCUGAGAUCUUUUUAGAUCAAUAAUAUGGAUGUGAAUGCGAUAUGUUUUCUUUAGGAUGCGUAUUCUAUAAAUUGUAAGAUUCCAAAAUAUUAUUAGAUUAGCGAAAAAGGAUUUAUUUUAAGGAUCUAGUGUUGCAGAAGUAAUAUCAUAAAAUAAAAAAUGCUCAUUUAACCUUAAGUCUUUAUAAUUAAUUCGAGUCCCUUCAAGUGCUUAGGACUUAUUGACUUAAAUGCUUGAGACAAAUCCUAAACUAAGGAUCUCCGUUCAAGAUGCUUUAAAACAUCCAUUCAUUAAUGAUCCUUUGAAACCUAACUCCAAUUAGAAUAGUCAAAAUUUCAGCCAAGUCAGAUCGGAAAGAUACUUAAUUUAAAAAGAACUUAUAAGUUUACAAAGUUAGAAAAAGAAAUUAGAUGAUGAUCUAGACGUAGAAUACUUUAACAAUGAAUUGCCUCCCAAGUGUUAAAUUCCAGUCAUGGAUUCCGUUAAAGGAGGUCAAAGAUUUAGCUCUGAUUCCGUUCAAGAAAAUGAUACAAAAUUCAGAAGAGUCAGUUCUAAAUCAACUGGCUGA